Messenger RNA from Penicillium daleae, 192 nucleotides. Its product is annotated as Short-chain dehydrogenase/reductase SDR. Gene Ontology annotation, cellular component: membrane. Bases 1 to 192 code for a protein of 63 amino acids. The transcript is spliced from 3 exons. NCBI's taxonomy places the organism in Eukaryota, Fungi, Ascomycota, Eurotiomycetes, Eurotiales, Aspergillaceae. The record is from RefSeq and is a predicted model, not a curated record.
AUGCCGCUCACUGGACAAACCGUGCUCCUGACCGGAGCAUCAAUGGGGAUUGGCGAGGCCAUCGCAAAAGCCCUGGCCAAGGAGGGUGCCAAUCUAAUCUUUCUAUCUCGCUCUGAACACCAGAAGCCCAGGCGCUUGAUCCAGGAGGAAGCAACGUCACGCAGCGACGAGCGCGGGCGAUCUGGUAUUUGA